Molecule: messenger RNA, 528 nt
Organism: Diaporthe citri
Lineage: Eukaryota; Fungi; Ascomycota; Sordariomycetes; Diaporthales; Diaporthaceae
Exons: 4
Coding region: 1-528 (175 amino acids)
Source: RefSeq, a predicted model, not a curated record
AUGUCGUCAACCUACACCGUCACAGACUACCUCCUCGACCGGGCCAACAUUCACGACACGGUGACAAAGCUAGCAUGGUACUACGACACCCACUCAGAGGCCGGCCUGCGUGACGAGGUCUUCGCCCCAGAACUUCGCGUCGACUACUCCAAGAUCCUCGGCGGCGAGCCCUUCACCAUCGCCGGCCCCGACUGGGCGGCCCAGGCCAAGGAGCUCGUCGAGAAGUUCGACUCGUCGCAGCAUCUCUACGGGCACUUCCUCAUCGACCUGCCUCAGCCCGGCUCAUCAUCGCGCCCGGACAAGAGCACCGUCCUCGGGCAGUGCGGCGCGUCGAUGGUGCGCCAGGGGGCCAGUGGGGAAGGUAGCCUGCUGCAGAACGGAGGCCAAGCGACCAUCGAGGUCAUCCGUCUGCCAGAGCCCGAGGCUAAGGGGGUGAAUCCGUGGAGGAUCAGCAGCCAGGCCGUUGCCCCGGCGUGGGUGCUGGGGAACAAGGGCGUCCUCGAGGGACUCCACGCACAGGGCUCGUAA